Molecule: messenger RNA, 1238 nt
Organism: Drosophila serrata
Lineage: Eukaryota; Metazoa; Arthropoda; Insecta; Diptera; Drosophilidae
Product: esterase P-like
Source: RefSeq, a predicted model, not a curated record
ACAUGUGUUUAUUAAGAUUGUUAAGUAGCUUAUUUCUUGUGUGGAUGAACUCACCAGGGAUUACUCCAGUCCUCGCAUCAGAUCCGUUGAUUGUUGAGAUUCCGAAUGGAAGACUACGUGGAAGGGAUAAUGGCACAUACUACAGCUUCGAAUCGGUGCCCUACGCUGAACCUCCGAUCAACGAUCUUCGAUUCGAGCCACCACGUCCAUCUAGACUCCACUGGACGGAGACUUUUGAUGCCUCCCAGCCACCUGUGCCUUGCAUGCAGUGGAAUGAGUUUAUAGAUGGAACCAAUAAGUUAGUGGGUCAGGAGGAUUGCGAUCCUUGGGUUGUCCAAGAAGGGGCUCGAGGACGAGCCUUUGAACUUGGUCGCAUAGUGGACUGUGGACAUACUCGGGACUCCGCAGCCCUGAAGAUUUGCCUGAAAUCAAAGUCUGCCAAUGAAAUAGUAUCCGCUGUUAGCAACUUCUUUGUGUUUUCAUACGUACCCUUUUCCACUUUUGGCCCCGUCGUGGAACCGGCAGAUGCUCCUGAAGCGUUUCUUACCCAGCAUCCUAGAGAGAUAAUCAAGAGCGGCAAAUUCGCCCAAGUGCCCUGGGUUGUGUCCCACACCACCGAGGAUGGUGGCUACAAUGCAGCUAUGCUGUUGGGACAAAACAAAACCACUGGAGAGAUGUGGAUAGACAAACUAAAUGAAUGUUGGUUAGAUUUGGCCCCAUACUUUCUUUUCUAUCGAGACUCGAUGGAGACCAUUGCGGACAUAAAUGAAUACUCCUUGAAUCUACAAAAGCAUUACCUUGGAGAUCGACGGUUCAGUCUGGAAAGUUAUUGGGACGUGCAGCGGAUGUUUACAGAUAUCCUCUUCAAGAACAGUGUGUGGGAAUCAUUGGAUCUUCAUCGCAGAUAUGGAAAAAGCCCGCUGUACUCCUUUGUCUACGACAAUCCGGCGGACUCUGGAGUUGGACAGGUGCUGUCGAAUCGCACGGAUGUAUAUUUUGAUGGCGACGACUUCGUCCUUAUAUUCGACUUGGGUGCACUGCGAACUUCGAUUCGUCCUGAUGAGGAAGUUAUUUCAGGACAGUUUAUAAAGAUGCUGGAGGAUAUUUCUCUCGCCGAUGAUGGAGAAUUAAUAUUCGGCAAUUGCCAAUUUCAGAAUAAUGUCAAUAAUGAACAUUUUCACGUCCUCAGAAUAAUAAAACAUGUUUGUAUAAGCGACGAAUAUUAUCAGUUUCCCUAA